Cololabis saira (Pacific saury) is the source of this 2712-nucleotide messenger RNA. RefSeq names its product paraspeckle component 1 (gene pspc1). The coding region runs from base 85 to 1656 and encodes 523 amino acids. Gene Ontology annotation, biological process: regulation of DNA-templated transcription. The transcript is spliced from 10 exons. Gene Ontology annotation, molecular function: RNA binding. Gene Ontology annotation, cellular component: nucleus. NCBI's taxonomy places the organism in Eukaryota, Metazoa, Chordata, Actinopteri, Beloniformes, Belonidae. The record is from RefSeq and is a predicted model, not a curated record.
GCCUGGCCAUCUUUAAACUGAGGAAGGUGUGAGGUGCUGAAGCGUCCAAGCAUCUCUGUUUCACUAACAUUGUUCCACAUUGAGAUGGCUAACCGCAGCAUGCAGCAGGGGCGGAUGCCGGGCAUGCAGUCCCCUCCGCCGCAGCGCGGGGCCGAGUCCCCGGGGGGGGAGCCGGCUCCGGGGAACAAAGACAGCCCGGGCCGGCCUCCCGGCCGCUCCCCGGCGGAGCAGGCGGAGGGAGCCGGGGACGGGGCCGGGGACCCGGCCCGGGGGGACGGGGACGGCCAGGGAGACGGCCCGGGCCCCUCGGAGAUGACUCUGAGCAUCGCCAGCUUCAGGAAGCCCGGGGAGAAGAGCUUCACGCAGAGGUCCCGCCUGUUCGUGGGCAGUCUCCCGCCAGACAUCACCGACGACGACUUCUACAAGCUGUUUGUGAAGUACGGGAAGAUUGGGGAGAUGUUCGUCAACAGAGGCCGAGGCUUUGGCUUUGUGCGCCUGGAAACCCGGACGCUGGCAGAGAUCGCCAAAGCUGAGCUGGAUGGGACCCUUUUGGGUAAUCGUCAGAUCCAGAUCCGCUUCGCUACACACGUCUCUGCCCUCACAGUCCGUAAUCUGUUGCCAACGGUGACGAACGAACUCUUGGAGCAGGCGUUUGCUCAGUUCGGGCCCAUGGAGCGGGCCCUGGUCGUGACGGACGACCGCGGCCGUCCCACCGGCCGAGGCAUCGUGGAGUUUGCAAACAAAGCAGCUGCUCACAAAGCUCUGGAGCGCUGCAGCGAGGGAGCUCUGUUGCUGACCAGCACACCGUGUCCAGUCAUCGUGGAGCCUUUGGAGCAAAUGGAUGACGAGGUCGGCCUGCCUGAAAAAAUGCUGCAGAAAACCCCCAGAUACUACAAGGAGCGAGAGCAGCCGCCGCGGUUCGGCCAGCCGGGGACGUUUGAGUUCGAGUACGCGUCUCGGUGGAAGGCCCUCGAUGAGAUGGAGAAGCAGCAGCGCGACCAGGUGGACAAAAACAUCAAAGAGGCUAAAGAGAAACUUGAGGCUGAGCUGGAAUCGGCUAAACACGAGCAUCAGCUCAUGCUGAUGAGACAAGAUCUAAUGAGACGUCAGGAGGAGCUGAGGAGGUUGGAGGAACUUCGCAACCAGGAGCUGCAGAGACGAAAGCAGUUUGAGAUGAGACACGAGGAAGAGAGGAGGAGGAGAGAGGAAGAGAUGAUGAGACACAGGGAGCAGGACGAGCUGAGACGACAGCCGGAUGGCUUCAAACCAAACUACCUGGAAAACAGAGAUCAGGAAAUGAGAGUGGGUGAGCUGGGCAAUCGUGGAGCCAUUAAUAUGGGAGAUGGCUAUAACCAGGCCCCUGCAGGGCCCAGUGCUAACCAGGGUCAAAUGAUGGGCUUGAGUGCAAGGGGAGGAGCCGUUGGCCCCGAGGGAACAGCAAAUAUGGGGACACCAGUGAUGACAGAGAAUGGAGCCAUGCAGCGAAGUGAUAGGUACCCACAGGGUGGAUCAGGCGGGGGCCGACCAGAAGUUGAAUCCCCAAAGCAACAUCAGCAACCGAUGGGCCCCCAGGCUGGAGCGGCUGCAGGAUUUGGCCGGGGCAGUCCAGUUCCAGCCGUCUUUGAUGGGCCAAAUAGCAAGCGUCGCAGAUACUAACGGUGCUAAUGGAUACUUGUUACUGCCCCCCCCAGAACAAUACCGUCCUCCCCUGGUUUACCCACCCCCUGACACACUACCCUGGUGACUUGGACCUGCUGGAUGACCCAUCUCACGCUUUUGUCACUUAGGGACAUUUAUUAUGUGAUGGAUUAAAAUGAUGGGAUAAUGUUUGUAUCUCAUGUCUGCAGUGUUUUUACAUAAUUUAUCAGAAUUAUGUCUCCAGAACAUCCAAAUGAAACGGUUUCUCUGGUUGUGUGUGUGUGUGGGUGUAGAUGUUUGCGAGACCAUUGUGUCCGGGGAGUCUUUUGUGAGACUUUACAGUGGCAAUGACUGCUACUGGCUGGGAUUCACCUGAGGGAGCGUUGAGUUUUAAAAAGCUAAGAUUACUCAGCCAACAUUACCUCAGAACUGGGAUGUCACUCCAACUAAUAUGUGGUAAUUCAUAAAAGAAUCGGUACAUUUCCACGGUUUUCAGUCCCAAAUUAAAUAUCUAAUCAACCUGCGCUGUAUUGGUAGGGCAGCUUUGCAGACCGAGCUAUAACGAUUGUGGCUGCAUAUUAACCGCCUCCAGCCUGACCAGACCCUCGCCUUUGAAGAUGCGACUGGAUCGUUAAUGUCAGCAUUCGCACAAGUUACGAUAUCGAAACUGUUAAUCUGCUUUUGACGACUUCUCUGUACAGAUGCAGAUGUCUGUUUUAGGGAUCAUUAGAAAAGUUUCAGGCUUUAUUGUCAGAUAUGCUGUAUGUUCGACAUACAGCACAAAUUAAAUUACAGUCCUCUCUGACCCACGUAGCAAAAUAUCCAUCCAUUCAGUAUCUAUACCCGCUAUAUCCUUUGCAGGGUCACGGGGGUCUGCUGGAGUCAAUCCCAGCUAAUUUUCAGGCGAGAGGCAGGGGUUCACCCUGGACAGGUCACCAGUCCAUCGCAGGGCCACAUAGAUGCAAACAACCAGACACACUCACACCUACGGGCAAUUUAGAGUCAUCAAUGAACCUUCUACGCAUGUUUUUGGACUGUGGGAGGAAGCCGGAGUACCCGGAGAGAACCCACGCA